UUUGAAAGUGUUAACGGAAAUGAGCUUGUGGUCCUGAAAAACAUUCAAAAUUAUUUCAUACGGAUGUUAUUUGAUGAUGUUUGGGGAGUAUUUUUCUUAUGCUUAGUCAGUAUACUAUAUUUUCCAUUAUUUAUUAGUCUUUCUAUGCUUAUAGGUAUAUUGACCCAUAUUUGACAUAUUUGAAAACAUUAACGUAAACGAGCUUGUGCUCCUGAAAAAAAAUAUUUUAUACGGAUGUUUUACAUAAUACACACACACAUAAUAUUCAAUUAUAGUAUUUUAAUUCAGGGUUAUGAUGUAAAAUUAUGUGAAUUGAAUUCAAAUGUUACGGAAUUAAGUUAACGUAGGUGUCUUCUAACAUGUACACGGUUAGAGGACAGAUAAUAAUAGCUUUUGUUAUUGGGUGAUCUGAUUUCUGAUUUGGGUGCGGUCAGUGUUUUGAUAUGCCACAAAUCCAUAUAUUGCAUCGAAUGUAGAUUUAACAAAUAAAAUUUACAUUUCUAGAGUUUAUCUGCUCGAGUUUUGCAAUAAUUAUUUCUAUUCCGUUUUAACUGUUGUAUAAAAGAUACGACUAGUGUCAGAGACUAUCAUUCAGUUUUUUUUAUUCUAACGAACCUCAGAAAUAAUGAAGAUCUACGUGGUAAGUACAACAAGAAAUUACAAAUGGAUUCUCUUAUAGACAAGUGUACAGUGAAGUAUUUGUUUGUGCAGUUCGCUGUGUUGGUGUUUGGUGUUGUUACCAGUAAUGCUCAAGAUGACGGAAGAUACCGUCCGGGCAGUUACGGUGGUGAUGACGGUCGGUACCGGCCAAGCGCUGAGGGACAAUACUCGGGAUCCUACAGUAAUCGAAACGACAAUAGAUACAACUAUGCCAGUGGAGUAAAUUAUAACAACUUAUACGGGAGAUCACAAUCCAGGUAUGGUUUGAAAUUAGUAUUAGAUAAAGUUUUAUUUAGAAAUAGCCUCAUUGAAUAUCAUCAAUUAAAAUUUUUUUUCAGUUACAGUCAAAACGCUGCUGCUUAUCCAUCAGUGGCGGUAACUGCUGCACCUCCAUCUUAUUAUCAACAAGAAAGUUCGUAUGCCAGGCCGCUUCAAGCUUCUUAUGUUAGGUCACAAAGUAACGAGCAGAACGCAAGGAUCCUUAAACAGGAUAGUCAACUAGACAUUGAUGGAUACCAGUACUAUUAUCAGACUGAUAAUGGUAUCAACGCUGAAGAAGCUGGUAAGCUUCAGUCUACCGCUUCUGGUCCAGGAAUUAGAGCCAGUGGAUUCUACGAAUAUGUAGGUGACGACGGUGUUACAUACAGAGUAGAUUAUACAGCUGAUGAAAAUGGUUUCCAUCCUAGUGGUGCUCAUUUACCGCAAAUACCUCGAGUAUAAUUAUUAUUUUUAAAUAUUUUAUCCACUGUUAUUAGUUAUAUCGGAAUUAAUAUAUAUUAAAAUUUAGUGAUGUUUUAUUUUAUUUAAGAUUUGGGUUUCUAAUUCCGACAAGGAAUAGUAGAUCUAUUACAGUUGUAAAAUUAUAUUUUUUAUUGUAAUUUGUAUAAGUAAUAUUUUUAAGCAACAAUAAAGAAUUUAUUGUUGUUAAUGAAUAUUAGUCAUAAUGAAUGUUGCAUGUAUUAAUGUUAGACACCAAACUUUAUAUAUUACACUUCAAUAUAGUUUGUAUACUAGACAAUAAUAAAGAAGCUAUAAUGACGCUACAGGAUUCUUUGAUUUUAUCAAGUAGAUACUGACGGUUACCAAUAUAAUUACCGUACAGCAAAUGACUUCAACUCCGAUGAAGUCAGUGAGCCUGUGACUAUCGCUUACCAAAAGUUCAUUUUAUAUAUUAAAUAUUUCCUCCAGUAUUGCUAAUUAUAAUUAGUUACAAAGUUAUAAAAAUAAUAUUUGUUUUUAUUAAAUUGUUAAAGUACUAAUU
Achroia grisella is the source of this 1921-nucleotide messenger RNA. It is a transcript of the gene CPR40, whose product is annotated as larval cuticle protein LCP-30-like. The transcript has 2 exons. The record is from RefSeq and is a predicted model, not a curated record. Bases 664 to 1380 code for a protein of 238 amino acids. Gene Ontology annotation, cellular component: chitin-based extracellular matrix. Lineage: Eukaryota; Metazoa; Arthropoda; Insecta; Lepidoptera; Pyralidae. Gene Ontology annotation, molecular function: structural constituent of chitin-based larval cuticle.